AUGUUGGUUAAAGUACCAGCCGGCGGAGUUAAAACUCGUAAAGGUUGCCGUACUAUGAAAGGGGAUACAAAGAAGGUUAAGCGGCUUUUGGUGCGCCGCAAUAACAUCAUUGGUUCGGCUAAAUUGAUUAAGGAGUAUGGCGCUAAUUUCGUGUUCGAGCGAGACUUUCCGCAAAUCAAAUUUCGCAUUGAAAAGCUUGAUUCACUUUGGGACGAAUCUAAUGAAAUCCAAGCUGAAAUCGAAUGUGAACACGAGAUCAGUGACGAGCUCGCUGAUGAGCGUGUUGAGUUUGAAACAAUAUAUUUCGAGUUAGAAGGAUCCCUGUCGAAUAAGUUAGCAGCAGUUACAGAUGUAUCCUCCCCCCUACCAACCUCGCCUACUGCUCCACCUACUCAAACGUUCGGUGUCCGAUUGCCUGAGAUCAAAAUCCCAGAAUUCAAGGGCGACUUUGAUGAAUGGAUGAAUUUCCAUGACUUGUUCAAUACUCUUAUACACAGUAACACUCAGUUGUCGCCAAUGCAAAAAUUUCAAUACUUGAAGGCUGUUUUGAAGGGAGAUGCUCUUCGUUUGGUACAGUCACUGGCUGUGAGCUCAGCCAAUUAUAUGAUUGCAUGGGAUUUGCUCAGAAAACGAUUCGAUAACAAACAUUAUCUGAUCAAACAACAUCUAUCUGCACUUCUCUCCUCUCCAUCUCUCAAAAGAGAGUCUUCGUCUGCGCUUUCGGAUUUGGCGGACACGUUCGAAAAACAUCUCAGCAUGUUAAAGAAAUUAGAAGACCCACAGGAUCAUUGGAACUCCUUUUUAGUUGAGCUAUUGAGCAGUCGGCUCGAUGCUGUGUCGCAAAAGGAGUGGGAAAAUCAUUUGGAUGAUGAUUCUCGACCAACCUAUAAUGAUUUGAUCAAAUUUAUACACAAACGCUCUCGAAUUCUCCAAUCACUGAUGCUCUCCCAGUCGUCAAAUGCAAGCGGCAAGCCAGAACCAAAGUAUCAUCGAAUAAAUGUAUCAUCUCAUCCUGUCAUAGCAAAUGAAGAUGCUAAAGCGUGUGCAGCUUGCCACAGAGGCACACACGCUCUCAGUGGCUGUGAGAGUUUCGUCAAGCUCUCGCCAAAAUUACGUUUCAACUUGGUGAAGAGGCACGGGUUCUGCUUGAACUGCUUAAAACCUACACAUUUAUUGAAAGAUUGUACCUCUGCUGGAUCAUGUCGAAUAUGUAACAAACAUCAUAAUACCAUGUUGCAUUUAAAUACGUCUGCCGCGCUGACUGUUCAAGUAGCUGAUAGUACAACUAGCACUAAUACCCUUGCUCAAACUCGAUCAUCCUCACAAUCGGCUGCGGUCGUCGAGUCGUCGUUGUCGGUAGAUCCGUGCAUUGUCGAUCAAGCGCACGGCAUCCCUCGGUUAAUGGGACGCGAUCGCUCGUCGUCGGGGGGCCAAAAUAAAUCGAUUUCGUUCAUUCCGUCGUCGCCGGGACCGUCAGGCUCGGCUCAUGGUUCUUCACACACUACUAGCUAUCCAGUCAUGACUAUGAAAAAGACUAACACAACUGUCUUUAUGUUGACAGUCUAUGUCAAGGUUCGUGAUAUCAAUGGAACCUAUAUUCUCGCUCGUGCUCUACUAGACUCUGCAUCUGAGCGCAAUUUCGUAACCGAAAAUCUCGCACAAAGGCUACGAUUAAAGCGCACAGUAUCGGAAAUUGAUGUAUAUGGAAUUGGAAAUAGUAUUCAACGUGUAACCCAGUCGGUUACGAUCAAUCUUGCCUCAAGAGUGAACCAAUUCAACGCAAAUAUCGAAUUUUUAAUCCUUCCCAGUCUGACGAGAAUUCUGCCGUCUGUUGAUGUGGAUGUUUCUAAGUGGGAAAUCCCGAAGGACCUGCCUGUGGCUGAUCCAACCUUCCAUCUCGCUCACGGUAUAGACAUGAUAAUUGGUAUCCAGUGGUUUUUCUCGUUAUUGGAAAACGAUCAAAUUAGUCUUGGGCCACAACUACCUAUUCUACACAAAACAGUGUUUGGCUACGCUGUUGCUGGUGAUCACACACAGCGUAAUCCGACUAGAACGGCAGUCUGCAAUGCUGCAAUGACGGUCGACAAAUUAACGGCAGCCGUGCAAAGGUUUUGGGAAGUAGAAAGUUUUGACGGAGGAAAAUCAUUUUCACUGGAUGAGCAAUACUGUGAGAACCAUUUUCGCAAGACUCAGUCAAAAGCACCUGACGGUCGAUAUGUCGUUCGAUUGCCGAUUCAUGAGGAAUUGUUAUCGACUAUGGGUGAAUCGUUACCGAUCGCUGAAAGAAGAUUUCAUUCACUCGAGAGAAAGCUAUCGGCUAGCACUCAGCUUCAUUCAGAUUACCACCAAUUCAUGUCUGAAUAUCAAGCGUUGGGACACAUGGAGGAAGUGUCACCGAACCUCUCAUUGCCGCAUUUUUACCUCCCACACCAUGCAAUUUUGCGACCGGACAGUAAAACAACUAAAAUUAGAGUUGUUUUUGAUGGAUCUUGUCGAUCAUCAAAUCGCCUCUCGCUAAAUGACUUAUGCUACGUAGGCCCUACAGUACAACCUACACUCAUCUCCAUAAUUCUCAAUUUACGAUUACCAAAAUAUGUCAUCACAGCUGACAUCGAAAAGAUGUACAGGCAAAUAGUUGUACAUCAGCAGGACCGACCGUUGCAACAGAUUAUCUGGAGAAAUAAUCCAACGGACCGUUUGCAAACCUAUCAACUCAGAACUGUGACGUAUGGCACCGCCUGCGCUCCAUUCCUGGCCACACGAGUUCUGAAUCAACUUGCAGACGACGAAGCAGAUAACUACCCCCUAGCCUCGCGCGUCUUGAAACGCGCUUUUUAUGUGGAUGAUUGUCUGACUGGAGAUGACGACAAGGAUCGGCUUAGUGAAACAUGUAAACAGCUUAAUGAUCUACUUCAUGCAGGAGGUUUUGUACUACGAAAAUGGAGCUCCAGCGAUCCCGAAAUUCUACGGCACAUUCCCGAGGCACUUUAUGACCAACAAGAUAAUCUCGAAAUUGACAAAUCAUGCAUCGUGAAAACACUUGGCUUACUGUGGCAUCCGCAAUCUGAUUAUUUUGGUUUCAAAGUUCCUGUACUGACUGAAUCGAAUCCAGUUACUAAACGCAUUGUGCUAUCCGAAAUGUCCCGCUUGUUUGAUCCGAUGGGACUUGUCGGGGCGGUCAUUGUCUCUGUGAAAAUCUUUUUGCAAUCACUAUGGUUAAACAAAUUCCAGUGGGAUGAACAGCUUCCACAAGCCUUUCAGACGUGGUGGAAAAUGUUCCGAGAGGAAAUGCAGGAGCUGAGCAAUCUUCGAAUCCCUCGGCAUGUAAUGUAA
This is a messenger RNA of Wyeomyia smithii (pitcher-plant mosquito), 3333 nucleotides long. RefSeq lists its product as uncharacterized. Bases 1 to 3333 code for a protein of 1110 amino acids. The record is from RefSeq and is a predicted model, not a curated record. Lineage: Eukaryota; Metazoa; Arthropoda; Insecta; Diptera; Culicidae. The transcript has a single exon.